Messenger RNA from Chaetura pelagica (chimney swift), 12960 nucleotides. It is a transcript of the gene PCNT, whose product is annotated as pericentrin. Bases 1 to 12960 code for a protein of 4319 amino acids. The record is from RefSeq and is a predicted model, not a curated record. Gene Ontology annotation, molecular function: molecular adaptor activity; DNA binding. Gene Ontology annotation, biological process: signal transduction. Lineage: Eukaryota; Metazoa; Chordata; Aves; Apodiformes; Apodidae. The transcript has 52 exons.
AUGGUCACAGCAGGGCAACUCAGGUUUGCUCACUUCAGACAACGAAAAGCCAAAAGUGACCUCUCGCAGUCGCAGAAAAAGACGGCGAAGAGGAAGGGCUCGUCUGUCCACACGCAUGACCUUCCGCAGGAAGAGCACGCACCAGCGGCCCAAGAUGUUGGUCAAGGUGUAGAGAGUAAGGCUGAAGAUGCCACCCUACUGGAGACAGCAACGGAGAUGGAGAAAGUUAGAAUACAUUCUGCUGCAGAAUGCAGUGAGCUUGAUGCCAAGAUGUGUCAGGCAAGGGUAGCUGAGUUAGAGAACAGACUUCUGGAGAAAGAGGAAGCACUCAGAAGACUCACUGCACAGAUGGAGCAGCUACAGCAGCAACUUACACAGCACAGUGACUCUAUGAAACUUAAGGAAGCUACUGUUCAAGAGCAGAAUGAAGUCAUCAGGAAACUAACAAGCUGCCUUCAAGAGGCGAAGAAGGAUUGGGAUGACCUCCAGGAGGAGGCUGUGUGUGCAGCUGGUCAGAUCCAGGAUUUACAGCUUCAGUUACAUCAGGUUAAUGAGAUGCUGAGGAAUAAAAACUCUGAGAAAAAUGAAGUAUUAGAAGCUCAGCAGCAGAUGUCCUUGUUUCAAAACCGUCUGGAAGAGCAAAAUACACAUUUGGAGAUGCUGCGUCAGAAAGCUCAUGACCUGGAACUGCAGCUUGAGACUUCUCAAAAGAAUGCCAAAGAUAAAGAAAAUCUUCUUUUGCAAAUGGAAGAGGAUAUGAAAGAUACAAUGCAACAGCUGUGCAAAAGCAUGGGAGAAAAAGAACAACAUAUUAAAAGUCUUCAGGAUCUACUGACAUCGGAAAGAUUAAGCUUGUCUGUCCUACAAGACACCCUUUCUCUCCGGGACUCAGAAAUCACUGAAUUGAAGAAUGAAAUAGCUGGAUCCAAAAUGAAAGAACAGCAACAUAUUGAAGAACUGAAAACCAGUCAUGAAAAGGAUACUUGCAGACGGUUGGAGAACCUGAGGGCUGAGCUGGAGAAGUGCCACAGAAGAGAGGUUGCAGAAGCCAGGCAGGCAUAUGAAGAAGAAAUUAUUUUAAAAUAUAAGAAUGGACUUGAACAGUUAAAAAAAGAGCUCAGUGCUCUGAAUUCUGAAGAGCACAUUCAGAAGUUGAAUGGCAUAAUAAUUGAUUUAAAUAAUAGUCUUAGUCAAUCUGAAAUCGAUAAAGAAAAUUUAAGAAGGAAACUUGAAAACCAGCAGGAAGACUUCCAGAGAGCAAAAUCUGAAAUUGAGACUAAAUAUGGGGAUUUAAUUGAUGGUCUCAAGUCUCAACUCUCUGAUGCAAAAGAGCAAGUCAAGGAAGCCCAGCGAUAUAAACAAGAAAAACGGUCCUUGAAGGAGGAGAUUCAGAAACUGAACUCUUUCAUUCAGAAAUUAAAAGAGAAACGAUUUUACGAGGCUGAAAAGAGUAUAGAUGCAAGGCAAAAGCAUGAUGAGAAGAUUGCCUCCAAUAAAAAGCUAAUGAAAUUAAAAGAAAACCAGAUUUUACCAGCAGUGUCGCAGUUGCAGAGCACAGAGCUUGAGAUCAAGUGGAAUAAAGAGCAGCAAUUGAAAGGUGAAGUUGAGCUGGUUCAUGAAGAACUAGAGUUCCAGCAUGACCUGGGAGCAGACUUCUCCAGGGAUCCAUUAGAAGAAAUUAGAAAUUCAAAGAUGGCAGAGAAUAAUGAGGGUAGUGAAGGAGAGAACCUGUCUGACGAGCACUUGUCAGAACUAGAGCGGCUCAGUGGUGCUGAAGGCUUAUUGGCUAAGUAUCUCAUCUCCACGGAGGGACCAGAAGAGUCAUGUGUGUCCAGCACUUCUGAAGGUGAUACUAUUGAAGAAGGUAGAUGCAGUAGGUAUGGGUUAGACAGUAGUUUGCUUCAAGAACCUAACAGAGAUUUUAUACCUCCUCCAUUAAACUUUGGCCUUGAUGAGGAAAUGUGUCCUAGCAGUUUGGCUCAAGAGGCUUUUGAAGAGACUGAGGUGGGAGCAGAGGCCUUUGUUUCAUUUUUGUCAGAUACCUCCCUGCAGCAAAACAAAAUAAGUGAUCACAGUGACAUAAAGGAUGAUGAGACAGCUUGUUUAUUAGAGAGAUGUGUGCAGCUAACUGAGCAGCUCCAUGAGAAGGAAUCAGCCUUGAAGAAAUCUUAUCACCAGACCCAAGAAGCUGUUGGAAAAUGGGAAAAAGUAAUGGCUGAGCUGUCUUCUCUGCAUGUAGAACUGGAUGAGGAGCGCAAGGCACGGAUCCAUUGUGAAAAAGAACUUCUUCAAAAAACAGAGAAGGAGAAAAAACUUGAAAACAAAAUAUUGUUUCUAGUGAAGCAGCAGGGUGGGGAUAGAGGCCAGCCUUAUGGUGCUGUAGAGCCUUUAACUCAAGUGUCAAAAUCCUCUACUUGGCAAGAAAUGGUGAAGGACCUCCAGGAUGAAAAAGAAAUGUUGAUGGUGCGGCUGCGAACUCAGGAGCAAUUAGUGAAAGAGGUUCAAGAGCAGAAAACAGCUUCUGAUUCCGUGACAAGUGAAGUACAGUCCCUCUUUGGCCGUCAGUUGGCUGCUUUGCAAAGUCAGAGGGAUCAAAUGCAAAGCCAGCUUGAUGCUCAGAGGGAUAAAAACCAGACAAUAGCAGAGCUGCUUGGUCAGAAAACUGUAUCUGAAGAGACAUUGCUAAAAGAACAGGAGUUGCUCAAAGCUGAAAUCAAUAAUAAAGAAGAAAAUCUAGCACUGUUACUGAAGGAAAAAGCAGCCUUAGGAGAGAGAUUAUCUGUCGUGGAGGGGAAUCUGGUAAAAGCAGAGAAAGCACUAGCAGAGAACGCUGGCAUCAUUGGGGAUCUUGAGAAGCACAUACAUGAACUUAGUGCUGAAGUGAAAAACCUCAAAGAAAUACAAGAGUGUGAAAGACUAGGAUAUGAAGACAGAUUAAACUUCAGCAAGCUGGAAAUUCAGAAACUUGAUGCUGAAAUAAAAGCAAAAAGUACUGAAUACAGUGAGAAAAAAAGCCAGUUGGCAGAAGAAAUUGCCCACUUGAAGCAAGUCUGUUGGGAGCUGGAGACUCGCUUGCAGGAGUCCCUUCGGUCUGCACAAGCUGUGCAGGAGGUGGUGGAACAUUACAAGGAGGAAAUGGAUAAAAUGGAGACUCAGCACCUGGCCCAGUUAACUAAAGUGAGUUGGACACAUAGGAAAAGGAUAGAAGAGUUAAAUGCUGAAAUAAAAGAUAAAGUGGAAAACCAGCAGAAGUUGGAAGAAGAAAGAAAGGAACAGAUUGCUUUCAUAAAAAAGGUGCACGAACGAGAGCAUGAUCGUGAAAUCUCUGAACUGGUGACUAGACACCAAGAGGAAAUGGAGAAGGUCUGUGCUGAGCUAAAAAAAGAACAGCAGCACCUGUUGGAUGAACUUCGGAAGCAAAUGGCAGCCGCACACAGAGUGGAGCUGGAGCAAGCACAGCUCCAGUCACAGACACUGCACAGCCUUGAACUGGAAGCCUUACGUCUAAGCUUAAACAACAUGCACACCUCCCAGCUGGAGCUUACCCAGUCAAACCUGAGGAAAGAAAAGGAAACUGCCCUGGUGGAGCUGCGGGAGAUGCUGAACGACAAGCGUGCUCAGGAGGUGGCCAUUCUGCAAAGCCGCCAUCAGCUGGAGGCAGAGAAGAUGAAAGAGCAGAGUCUGAAGGAAAAAGAAGACCUGAAGUCAAAACACCAACAAGAACUAGUUGAUCAGAGAAAGAAAAUAGAAUUGGAAAUGGAAGAGACACAUAUCCAGGCAUUAGAGAGCCUUAAAAGAGACUGGCAAUUGGAGUCUGAGAUGCGUUUGGCAAGCACACUUGAAGAGCUGUCUGAAAAACACCAGACUGAAAUGGUGGAACUGCAGAAAACUCUGGAAAUGGAAUUGGAAAAAGUCAAAACAGAGCUGGAGCUUCGUUCUCUUGAGAAUGAACAGUCUAAAACAAAAUGUGUAGAACUGGAGAAGCAACACCAAUUGGCCAUUACACAAUUACAAGAACAGCUGCAGACUGAACAUAACCAGCACCUAGAAGAUGUUAAGAAGAGCCAAGGAAAAGAACAGACUCUUCAGAAGGAGCUGGAGGAGCUUCAGGUCAGGCAUGAAGAGCUCAAGACUCAGUCACAAGAAGAAAUCCGGCAGCUUUGGUCUCAGCUCGACAGUACCCGCGCAAACCGGCAGGAGCUCAGUGAUGGGGAGACCAGAAUGCAAGCCCAUGAUCCAGAGCUAAAAGAGCAGCUCCUGGCUCGUGCAUCACGGGUGGAAGAGAUAGAGCACUUAAAACAGGAAUUUGAGCAGCAACGACAGCAAAGAAGAAGUGAGCAUGAAGCUGAACUGGAGCAACUGAGACUUUAUUUUGAAACACAGUUAAGAGUUGCUGAAGAAAACUACAGAGAAGAAUUGACUUUGCUGCAUCAGAGACUGCAAGAACUUAAGGAAUAUCCACUGUCAGAGUUGGAAGUGAGUCAAGAUCCAGCUGGGGACAACAGUUCUUCUGUCCCAGUUUUUGAAGAGGCUGCUGAGAGAGAGAGAAGGGAUGCACUUGGUCAGCUAAAUCAACAGCUGGAACAACAUCAGGAAGAACUUGCCUGUUUGCAGGCAGAACUUAAAGAGCAACACAGGCGUGAAUUAGAUUCCUUAAGGUCUUCCCUUGCACUGCAAUAUAAAGAGGACAUAAUGAAAAUGAGGAUGGAUCUGUCAGACAAAUAUGUAACAGAAAUUGAGGAAAUGAAAAGAAAGCAUUGCUUAGAACUUGAGCAGCUCCGUGCCCAACUUUCAGAAGCACAUAUUAAAGAAAUCACCAAGCUGCGCCUACAAUGUGCUCAAGAUGCCGCACGUCAGGUUGAAAUGGAGGUGGCUACACGAGUGUCUGAGCUGGAGGAAGAGCACAGAGCUAAGCUCUCCCUCCUCCACUCUGAGAAACAACGUAUUGCAGGGCUUCUAGAAGAGAUAAAGCAUUUAAAGGAAGAUAUAACGAAACAAAAAGAUCUUUCUGUGCAGAAUGAAAAGCACCUGAAAGAGGAAAUGGAGAAGGUAAAACAUAAAAUGGCUGAGGAUCAUAAGAAUGAACUAAAAGAAGCCAGAGAAGAAGUUCAGAAAAUAGAGAUGAUGUAUAAAGAAAAGGAGAAGGAAUGGAAAUGUGAGAGGGAGGACCAGAGGAUCCAGGCAGAAGAGGCGUUAUCGCUGCUGCGCACGGAGCUGCAGAGCAGAGCGGAGCAUGAGAAGCAGAGUUUGCAAGAGGCGUUUGAACUCCGUGAAGCUGAAAUGAAUCAGCUUCGAGAUCAUCAAGCUGCCAGAAUCCUAGAGUUGGAGAAGCUGGUCAAAGAGCAGCAGAACAGCUUGCAGCAACUAGAGGACAGCCUCGCAACUGCACAGGCUGUGCAGAGAUCUCAGGAGCAGUAUGACAGUGACCUGCAGGCAGCCAAAGCGCUCAUGGCAAAAGAAAUGGAGAAGGCCACACUUGGUCUGCAGGAGGAAUGUGCACUGAAACUUAUGGAAGCACAAAACAAAUUUAUGGAGGAACAGAAAGCUAUGACUCAGAAAUUCACAACUGAGCAAGAGAUUCUUCUCCAAGAGCUGAAAAAGAAACAUGUGGAUGAACUGGAGCUCCAAAGUCAGCAGUUACAGGAGAAGCAUAAGCAGCAGAUUUUGUCUCUUACAUCUGAGUUGCAAGCAAAGCACCAAGCUGAAAUUGAGACACUUAAAUCUACACUAGAAAGUAAACAGCAGAUUCAGCUUCAAGCUUGUGUUGCUGAACUACAGACAAAGCAUCAGACAGAAAUUGGUGAGCUGGAGGUGAAACACUUAGCAAAUCUGGAUUCGUUGGAGUCAUCCUACCUGUCUGAAAUUCAGAAUAUAAGGGAUGAACACAAUCAGGCGCUCGAGAAGCUGCAGCUGCAGCAUGCAGAACAGCUCCAGGAGAAGGAUAAAAUGCAUCAAGCACACGUGGUUCAGGAGAUAGAGAUGUUGAAGUUAAAGCAUGCUGAAGAACUUCAGCUUGCCCAAAAUAAUUUGAAAAUUGAGCUAGCUACUCUUCACAUGGAAAAGCUUCAAGCCAUGGCUGUGGAAGCAGAAGAAGCUCAUAAGGAUGAUUUGAACACAGCUCUUCAAAAUCAAAGGAAAUUGCUGGAAGAAGAAAAGCGUCUGGCCCUGGAUAUAUUACGUGAGGAAGUGGUGUGUAUGGAGGAAAAGCAUAGGAAAGCACUCCAAGAGCUUCAAGAUCUUCAUGAGGCAGAAAUUAAGAAGCAGAAGGAAGAAUACUCCAGGGAGCUGGAAAAAGAAUUGGGGAAGCUAAAAGCCCAGCAUGAACAUGAGCAAGAGAUGUAUGUUUCUGCAUCAGCCUCUGAAGUAGAAACUGUGCGCAAAACUCUUCUGGCUCAAUUUGAGGAGGUCAAACUGAAGCAGCAGCUUCAGUUCCAGGAGGAGAUUGAGCUGCUAAAGUGUCAGUCGGAGGUACUGCUUGAGCAGCAGAUUGCACAGCUGAAGGAAGAAUUUGAAGCUGAAAAGAAGGCAUCACUACAUGAUAAGGAGCAGAUGCUGAUUCAGGAGAGGGAGAAGGCACAGGCUGCUCACCAGAAGGAGCAGGAGAUGUUAUUAGCCCAGCUACAGGAAAAAGCAGCAGUAAUUAUCCAGCUGGAAAAGAAAGUGGAGUCUUUAAACCGUGAAACAGAGGAGACCAACUCUGAACUGGAGACGCUCCUUCAGCGGCGGGACAGGGAAAACCAAGAAGGAGGGAAUUUGGUAGCCAUGUUGAGAUCUGAUAUUGAGCAGUCCAAGGAGGAAAGGAAAAAUCUGCAGGAGUCUUAUCAGCAUGUUUUGAAAUUGCUUGUUGAGUUGGUGAAGGCCACAAUAGCUGUUGAGGACCUUAUCUGCAGCAAGGUUGGUCUUUGCCUUGAUGACAGUGUGGCUUCUGGAGAUUCCAGAGGUCACAGUAUCAUGGAAGAAAUGGGAUUCAUGCAGUGUUUCAAAGCCAAAGAAAAGCAUCAUCUGGAAAAAGUGUAUGAGCUGCUCGAUGUCACACUCUCAGAACACAACCCGCUGUCUCCAGUGGCUGACGAGGGAUCAGAAUUGAGCCAAUACUUUUGUGAAAGUGGUUUUGCCAAGCCAGAAUUGGCAUGUGAAAAUGAAGAAAUGAUACAGAGACUUUGUCAUCGUUUGCGCACUGCAGUGGACAGACUUCUGGAACUGGUUACAGAAUCCACUAAACAACUGGAGAAAAUGCAUGAAAACCACACACAGUUUGAAGAAGAGUUCAGCCGCCGCAACCGGGAAACCGCCCAAGUGGUCAGUCAGCACCAGGAGCUCAUGGAGUGCCUCAGUGAGCAGAGUGAGGCCAAGAACCAGCUGGCUCUGGAGCUUCACAAAGCAGAGGGCAUUAUUGAAGGCUAUGUUGCAGAAAAAGCUGCAUUGGAAGAGGCCUUGAAUCUAAAAGAGGAAUCUGAACGUCGCCUUGUUGUGGAGCUGGAGAGUAUGCGUGAGCGCUUCCAGGAGCUAACCCAGGAGCAGGCAAUUCUUGGUCUACUCAAGGAAGUAGAGUUUUUGGCCAAGGAGAAACUAGAGCUUCAGUGUCAGGCAGAAAAGGACCACUCCAACUUACGCUCUCAAAUGAAGAUUUUGGAGGUGGAACUGGAGGAACAGCUGCAUAGUAACCAGGACCUGGCUACACAGUUACUGGAGGUUGCUGAAUUAAAACAGCAAAUUCAAGUUCUUGAGAAACAGCUUAAAAACCAGCGGCAGUUCAUGGAUGAACAAGCUAUAGAAAGGGAACAUGAACGUGAUGAUUUCCAGCAAGAAAUUCAGAAACUGGAAGAACAGUUAAAGCUUUCAGGAAAAUCACAGACUUCAGGAGAGCCCAGAGAACACAGGAACUAUGAAUUGAUUCUACAGGUAGAAUCUUUGCAAGCAGAAAUAAAGGACAAGAUGGAUGAUUACAAUAAGCUGUUGUUAGAAAAGGAGCAAAAGCAGCAAGAACUAGUAGCUCGUGAUAAAGAGAUGGAGAAGCUGGUGGCACAGCUGCAGGAGCUGGAGCAGAGCGGCGCUGAAGCCUCCAAGGCCCUUCGCUACCUGGAGCAGCAAGUGCAGAAAAUGAAGAAAGUGGAAACUGAGCUAAAACAGGAUAAAGAGGCAUUGCAACAGCAACAGUACAAUAACCUGCUUCAGAUCUCUGCCCUACAGUCCAAGCUGGAUGAAGCAAGGCACCGAGUACCAGCAGAUGGCAGUUCUGCCCCAGGGCUGGUGGAACAGCUACAAGCAGGGCAGGAAGCACUUCAGACCAAAGAGAGAGAGAUUGCAAGCUUGUUAGACCAACUAGAACAAUAUAAAAAUGAUGUGAUCAGUAAAAGUGAGGAGAUACUGCAGCUGAACUUGCAGUUAGAGAUGCAAAAAAACCUUAGCACAUCCACGAUCAGCCAGCUUCAGUUAGAGAAUGCACACUUGAAGGAUCUAACAAAACUUCAUGAGAAGCAAAAUCAGGACAUGGAUGUUCAUGAUUCCUCAGCUUUGUCAUUCCCACAAGCUCUACUUCAAGAAAAGAAUCAAGAAAUAGAUCACUUGAAUGAGCAGGUGAAGAGGCUCCAGCACGAGCUAGAGAAUACUCUGGAGAAUAAAUUUCUGGAAGACCGAAAAUCUGAAAUUGAAGAACUCACAUCACUUGUUGAGCACCUUCGCGGUGACCAGGAAAGGCUGCGUAAGGACAAAGAUGAAGAGGUAGAGCAACUCCAUGGAGUAAUUGAGAAGCUUCAAAAGGAGCUAGCACAGUUUGGACCAGUAUGUCAUGAAGUUAGUGACAACCAAGAUGAUCUCUAUCAAUUUACUUUGGGAAAGCCCAUGGAAAACCUUCAGAAUGAGUUGAGGAAGGGACCAGUAGAUUGUCAGAGUGACACUGAUCUAAACAGAAGAAAUGCAUUUCUUCUCUCCAAAGUUAGAGAAUGUCAGGAGGAACUGGAGCUUGUCUCAACUGCUAAAGCAGCUCUGCAGCAGCAACUGGAAGAGAAGGAAUCACAGUUCAGAGUGGAAGUGGAAGUUUUGGAUAAAAAAUGCCAAAAAUUGCAGGAGUCAUCGGAGCAGCACGUUGCAGAGCUAACCUCUCUGAGAAGACAGUACAAGGCACUUCAGGAAGAGCACAACCUUUUCCAAAAACGUUUUUCUCAGAGAGAUGUUGAAGCAAGGAUGAUGACUUCUCGCAUUCAAGAACUCGAAGAUACUGUGAGAGAAAGGGAAGCCAGUAUUUUAGAGAAGGAGAUGAGAAUGAAGACAAUCGUGGAUCAAAAGGAAGCCGACACAACCGAGUUGCAGUACUUAACAAAAAGGGCAGCAGAGCUUCAAGCAGAGAUAGAAAAAAGAGACACAAGUCAGGCUCAAGAUGUUUAUAGUCUUCAGUUAGAAGUUUCUAGACUUGAUGUCCAGCUGCAAGCACUGAAUCAGAAAGAAGUAGCUUAUCAGAGAGAAAUCAAUGAACUGCAAGGUAGCACAGCAAAACUGAAAGAUCAAAUUGAGGCAUAUGAGAAAGAGCUUGAAGCCUUACGACAGGAAAGAAGUGAACUUAUUUCACAGCUGGAGUCAUACAAGCCCAAGGAACAAAGUGGUCAUGGAGAGACUAACCUUCUCAAGAUGUGUUACCAGAGAGACAGAAAUGGUGAAGCCUUUGAAAAAGGAAUGGAGGAACUGGAGGCAAAUGUUAAUCAGUCAAUUGCAGUAGUGGCUUCCCCUGCUGAUAAAAUGGAAAAAGAUGAAGUUAUGGUUGAGUUGGCAACUCACAAUAUAAAUAAAAAAACUCAGACUAAGCAAUCACAAGAAAAUAUCUUGAUUAAGGAAUCAGAUGUGAUCAGCAGCUCUGAAGAGGAGCAAGAUUUGAAAAAGCUUUGUCAGCAAAUGUUGGAAAUCCAUCAAACUCCUGAUUCUCCACAACACAAUUUGGACAUAGGCAAAGACACUUCAAAAGACUUCCAGAAUUUCAUUGCAAGUGUGUCUUCGUGGGGCUCUCCUGAGAUUGUGAGAAAGCAGGACGUAAGCACGGAGCUUCAAGCAGUGCUUCAUCUGACUCCCUUCUCGGAAGGUGGAAGCUCAGAUUUUGAAAUGAUGACCAAUAAUUCUGUGUUGCUGGGAUAUUCUGACCUUUAUGAAAAUGGCAGUGAGGAAGCAGCAGUGGGAAUAGACAGAAAAAGUCCAGCUCUCUCUGAAAGUACCUACUCUGAUGACCAAAAUGUGGAGAAGAUUUUGAUGAGGGAAGCUGAUCAUCUAACUUUAACCCCUCCUGGUUUACAACAUGGUGUAAGAUCAAGAGCAUCUGCCAUAGGUGCGAUGGAUGAUGGAUGUGGCAGCUAUACCACCUCAAAUGUGGCAGCUAAACUCAAGCAGGAGCUACAAACAUCAGAGCACCUUGAUGCUGGUUUUGUGGCUUAUCUGCAGCAUCGUGGAAUGUUUCCAGAUAUCAAGGAGUCGGUGAGACAGAUGGAAAUACUUUCACCACAGAUGAAGACUGUUCUGAAGAUGGUCUAUGAGGAGAGCCGCAAAAUACUGGCUUUGUCAGAGCAUCCCUUUGGUUUUAGGGAGCUGCAAAAUGUGCCUCAGAGCAGAGCAGCAGUGGAGGGGUGGCAGAAGGAGGGCCUAGCCCUGCUGGAUGCCAUUCAGUCACUGAAGGAUUUCCUUAGCAAGGUGGCAGACAGAGGAGACAAGGAGGAACAGAGGCAGAUGGUUGUGGAGCACCUCUUCUCCUCAGACCGGAACAGCUUGCUGUCUGAAAUCCAGGACCUGCGAGCUCAGCUGCGCAUGACGCACCUGCAGAACCAGGAGAAGCUGCAGCAAUUGCAGGAGACCCUCACCAAUGCAGAAGAUCAUGGCAGCAAACAGGAACACCAGCUUCGGAGGAAAGUUGAAUUGCUAGAAUAUAAACUUCACCAGGAAAAAUCUAUUGCAAGUGACUUGCACAGCACCCUGUCUGAGGAGCAGAAAAAAGCCUCUGAAACACAAGAUCUCUUGAACCAGGAAAAAGCAGCCCUGAAAUCAGAGCUUUAUGGAAGUAAGCAAGAGAACACAAGGCUGCAGAAAUCCCUUGAAGACCUUCAGAGGGAAAUAAACCAGUUACGGUUUGAAUUGGAAAAAAAAGAAAAGGAUUUGGCAGCUGCACUUGAAGACUUAGGGGCGGAACGGCUGAAGGAAACGGAGCUACAGGGUCUGUUGGAGGAGCAGCACCUUCAGCAUAAGAAAGCAGAAGAUGAAAAGACAAAGGCUUUGGAGGAGCUGAAUGCUGCCUUGGAGCUGCAGUCGGUGCAGAAGAGCCAGCUGAUGGUGUCCCUGCAGCACCAGCAGGUGGUGACCGACAAUCUCCGCAAGGAGCUGCAGAUCGAGCACUCCCGCUGCGAAGCCUUGCUGGCCCAGGAACAGACCAAACUCUCAGAGCUCCAGAAAGACCUGGAUGCUGAGAAACAUCGUUCACUGGAGCUCCUGAAUUCAUUGAACCACGAGCGUGUUUUGACGGAGCAGUUGAGCAUGAGAGUGAAAGAAGGUGCUUCUUGUCAGCACAGGGAGUCGCUGCUGGAACAGGCCUUUGUUCGAGAGCUCCAAGCCCAGCUGGAAGAGGAGAGGUCCCGAAGUAUGGAGCUAGCUGCUGUUAUUGAGAAAAUGCACCAGAAGGCCCUUCAUUCCAGAAGGCAGCUGGAGACUGAAGUGCAGAUGUGCUGCCAAGAGACCCAGAGGGAGAGGGAGGUCAGUGACAAACUGCGAGCGGCACUGGAGGCCCUUCAGGGUCAAAAGCAAGAGCAAAACUUGGAGCGGCAACACCAGAGAGAUGAAGAAAGAAUUAAAGAGCUGCAGGAAAUCCUGGCAGUGUUGGAAGAAAGAGAAAGAAACCUCCCACUUCCAAACCAUCAGCAAGAAGUGUUGUGUCCCUUGAACAAAGAUCGAACUGCCAAACAGCCCACAACAAAAGAAACUGAAAAACCACAUUUGCAACAGCAGCAAGAGCAGCUAGAGAAGAUAAGGCAGCAGUUGGUUUUUGUAGCUGUGCACCUGAAUGAGUUCGUAUAUAAAACUGUAGAUAAAACAGUUAACGAUUGGUCUGCAUCAAAUGAUGAAGCUGUAGCCUCUUUACUGCAGACAUUAAAGGAACUAAAAUCAGAGUUAUUGUCUCCUCCUGCAUCUCAGCUGAAACCUGCAGAUGCUACUGGCUCUGUUCAAGAACUGGAAAGAGACACUUGGCAGCGUGAGAGAAGUGUUUUGCAGAAUGCCCUGAAACAGGCUGAAUCUGAACUGGCUAAAGUGACUGCUGAAAUUGAAAACAAACCACUGGCAGAAGCUUCCAGUCCUAAGUUGCAGAGAUUGUAUAAGAAGUACCUCAGAGCAGAGAGCUUUAGAAAGGCUCUAGUUUACCAGAAGAAAUACCUCUUGCUGCUGCUUGGUGGAUUCCAGGACUGUGAGCAAGCAACCCUGUCUCUAAUAGCACGGAUGGGCAUCUACCCCUCCCCUGCAGACCUGCAGGUUUCUGGGUCCCGCUCCCGGCCCUUCACCAGGUUCCGAUGCGCAGUCAGGGCCGUCAUCGCCGUCUCGCGGUUGAAGUUUUUGGUGAGAAAGUGGAACAAAGUUAGCAGGAAGAGCAUACAAGGUGAAACCAUUUGUCACAGUAUAGGAGGUAAUACAGCCUGUGGUGCCAGAAUAGACAUUCUGAAGGAGCAGCAGCCUGCAGCUGCUCAGCUCAGCUCUCCCCCAACCCGGGACACUGGGCUGUGCCACAGAACCAGCUCUGCAAGGUCUGGGAGCCGCUCCCCCAGAUCCUCUCACUGCUUGCCCAACAGAUUGCAUGCAUCCCCAGGCUCAGCUUCAGAAAAGUCACUUGUGCCUACUCAGGAUCCUGAGCGCUCGCUGACAGAAUACAUCCAUCGCCUGGAGGUGAUCCAGCAGAGACUGGGGGGUCUGCAGCCAGAGAGCAGUCAGAAAAAGAGCUGCCUCUGA